AUGACAUAUGUACGCAAGGGCUCAAAGACAAGGGCACAGCAACACCGGUCUGUGCAAAGCAGGGAUCUGCUAUGGGUCAGUGUAAAUGGCUGCCACAUUCUCAAUGUGUACAGACAGCCUGAGACAGACGCAGUCAUGGACUAUCUGACCAAUCUGAGCCCACCAGCCCGCUGUCUGAUAGGUGGGGAUAUCAACGUACGGCAUGAUGCCUUUGAACCAGGGGCAGUGAAUCUGCACCGGGGCGGGGAGCUUGUCCAAUGGGCCAGUGAACAUGGGAUGGACUUUGUGGGAGAGAUAGGGGUUCCGACUCAUGCAGCAGGUCAUGUGAUUGAUCUCACCUUCUCCAAUGUGGCCUUUGCUUCCACUACAGUGCGUCAAGAUCUACACUGCGGCUCAGAUCACCAGUCUAUGAUCACUAUGCUGCCAACAACACCUCAAACACAGCUGAGUGAUGCUCGGAUCAAGAUCACAGACUCUCAGCUGGAGCCCUUUGCAGAUCUUGUCAGAGGUCUCAUGGUGGACAUGCCUUGCCCAGAGGGGGUUGGAAAUGUGGCACAGCUUGAUGAUCUGGCCCAGCACUUCACUCAGAGUCUUCUGGCUGCAGCUCAGGCAGUCAGUAAGCCAGCUCAACAAGGGCGGACCACAGCCCCCUGGUGGACAGCAGACUGCCGAAGAGCGCACCGAGAGCUCACCACUCACCAGACAGAGGCCGCGAAGCACCAGUUCAAGGAUGCAGUGCGCAAGGCCAAGCGUGCAUACUGGAGGCAGGUGAUCAAUGAGGCCAGAGAUGGUAGAGACCUGUACCGGGUGGUGGCAUGGCAUAAGCUGGAACCCAACCUCAGAGCACCCCCUCUGGUGAUUGGGGAUCAGGUCAUAGAAGAGACAGCCGCCAAAGCUGAGGCACUUCAACAAGCAAUUCUGAAGCGAUACAACUCAGCUGAUGAUCUGGAAGCACCUCCCCAGGCACGGAUGGAAAUCACAGUGCGGAUGCUCAAAGCAUGCUGGCAGCAUGUGUCCCUCUUUAUACAGCAGCUAUACAACUGCUGCCUCCGGCUCUGCCACUUCCCACGAGCCUGGAAACUGGCAGAGGUGGCAAUGAUACCCAAGGUGGGUAAGAGAGAUAGAAGCUCAGUCCGCUCCUGGAGGCCCAUUGCCCUGCUUUCAGUAAUCUCCAAAGGGCUGGAACGCAUCAUUGCAAGGCGACUGGCGUACACGGCACUCAUUCACGGCAUAGUCAGCCCACAGCAUGGGGGGGCGCUGCCCAGACGAUCUGCAAUGGACCUGGUAGCUGCUUUCACUCAUGAGGUGGAGGCAGCCUUCGCACAAAACAAAGAAGUGUCCAUGGUCACAAUGGAUGUGCAGGGUGCCUUUGAUGCUGUGCUGCGCAGGCGGCUGCUUCAGCGGAUGGCGCAGCAGGGGUGGCCACGCGAGCUGCUGCAGCUCAUUGACAGUUUCCUCACUGAACGCAGAGCUCAGGUCCGGCUGGAGGGGACCACCACAGCAGCACAUCAGAUGCAAUGUGGCACGCCACAGGGGUCUCCUUUGUCACCAAUACUGUUCCUUCUGUACCUGGCAGAGCUGCUGUGGCAAAACUCGGAAUUGCGCUUUGGCUAUGCGGAUGAUCUGAACAUCUGGCGGGCGACCCACUCACUUGACAACAAUGCCACCCUUCUCAGACAGGAUAUACAGAGUAUUCUGAGGUGGGGGGAGAUAAACAAGGUGGCCUUCGCACCAGAGAAACUUGAGAUGAUCCAUCUUACAAGAAAGCGACACAAUGAGGCACCAGCAGUAGUUGUGUCUGAGGACCUCACUGUUCACCCUGUUACUGCCCCAGCUGGACAGGAGCCAGCACUCCGCUGGCUGGGUGUACACUUCGACAGAAGGCUCACCUGGAGACCACAUGUCUCCACCCGGGCAAAGAAGGCAAGGGCUGUAGCCCAGCACAUUCAGAGUCUGGGAAGACCAGAGACGGGCCCCCAGCAGAUGCUCUGCGGAAGGCGGUCACCAUCUGUGUGGUUCCCUCACUGCUCUAUGGCACAGAGGCCUGGUACGGCGGCCGCACGCAGCCAGCAAGGCACACGGGCAGGAGUGGGGAGAGGGGUCCUCCCAGUUUUCCGUACAACGCCCAUCGCUACCCUAUACCGGGAUGCUGGGCUCCCAUCAGCAAUGGUAGCUCUGGAGGAGGCCAAAAUUCGAUUCGCGACAAGGCUUCAGGUGGUGGAUGAGAAGCACCCACUGGCUUCACGGAUAGCACCUCCAAUGAUCACACGAGGAAGAGGGGCUGGAACCCGGCAGCGCUCAAAGACCAAGAUCCAGCGGUUGGGGGCGCUGCUACCUGCAGUCAAUAGACCCACACUUGCCAUCCCACACUACUCAGAGGGAUGCGGGACAGACCCCACAGAGGGUGUAGACAAAAAGAGUGCUGCUCAGGCAUUCAAGGAAUGGUGGAGAAGUCAACCCUCAACAGAUCUAUAUGUUUUCUCAGAUGGAUCAGAACGGAACCUUGACAACAGCAGGCAGGUGGGCUAUGGCUUCAUAGUCUAUCAGGGAAAUAAACAGCUGGCCAGCUUCUCAGCUGCGCUGAGCCCUAUGUCACAUGUCUUCGACGCUGAGGCAGUUGGUGCCUGCCGGGCAUUAGAGUGCGCCGUGAAGCUCCUACCUUGUGUCACAGAGGACAGCAGCAACCCUCAGAUCUGGCUCUGCCUCGACAACACCUCGGUCAUCUGGGGCAUACGGGGCAGUGCAGCAGCCUCCUCAAACUGGGCCUACAACCGCUGCCAUGAGCUCCUCAGACAGCACAAUGUCGGCCUGAAAUGGGCUCCUGGGCAUAUGGGGAUAGAGGGCAAUGAGGAAGCAGACCGCUUGGCUAAGCGGGCAGCCUCAUCCACUGCAGCCCCAGCCUAUGGUCUCGAGGCCACACCCACAGUCAGUGGGGUCCGCACAGUGGCCAAGCAGCUCAGCCAAGAGGCAAGGCGAAAGUGGUGGAGUGGAGCCUGUGGCAAGCUCUCUGACUGGUACCGGGGCUGGAGUUUCAGCAGGCCGACUGUGGAAUACCAGGUGAAGGCCCCUCCGGAGCUCACCAUGCCACGGCAUGCCCUUCACCGCUGGCUCGCACUCCGCUCCUCUCAUGGGGACUUCUCCUGGUACCACAGGCGUUUCCAGCAUGCAGAUGCGAGGCUCACCUGUGUCUGUGGACACAACAAGAGCCCAGAACAUUUGGUGCUCUGUCGACACUCACAGAGGCACUUUCUUCACUGGCCCAAGAGGCCAGCAGCACGGCCACACAACCGGGCGACGGCGUUUGCCUAUCUAGGGUCUCUGACCCCUACAGACUUUGUAGAACUGCUGGACUGCACGCAGUUCUACACACGGUACUGCACAAGGUAA
This is a messenger RNA of Histoplasma mississippiense, 3387 nucleotides long. RefSeq lists its product as hypothetical. The transcript is spliced from 3 exons. NCBI's taxonomy places the organism in Eukaryota, Fungi, Ascomycota, Eurotiomycetes, Onygenales, Ajellomycetaceae. The coding region runs from base 1 to 3387 and encodes 1128 amino acids. Gene Ontology annotation, molecular function: nucleic acid binding; RNA-DNA hybrid ribonuclease activity. The record is from RefSeq and is a predicted model, not a curated record.